This is a messenger RNA of Pelodiscus sinensis (Chinese soft-shelled turtle), 3277 nucleotides long. It is a transcript of the gene SLC9A4, whose product is annotated as solute carrier family 9 member A4. NCBI's taxonomy places the organism in Eukaryota, Metazoa, Chordata, Testudines, Trionychidae. Gene Ontology annotation, biological process: sodium ion import across plasma membrane; regulation of intracellular pH; potassium ion transmembrane transport. Gene Ontology annotation, molecular function: sodium:proton antiporter activity; potassium:proton antiporter activity. Gene Ontology annotation, cellular component: plasma membrane. The record is from RefSeq and is a predicted model, not a curated record.
GAGAGGGAGGAAGACAAGGUUAUGGAGCGGGCAAGUCUACAUGUUCAGCAUUUUGGGAUCUUCGCCCUGUGAUUUUUUUUAACGUGUGGUAUUUGGUAAAUGAGUUCUGUUCAUUAUUUCCUAGUUUUCUCUGUUUCAAGGAAAACUACUAAGCCUAGAGCAAGUAUAAAAAUCUUCAGGGGAAGAGAGACUGCAUUCCUGAACAGUGCAAGGUUGCUGAAGUUCUUAUCUGGAUUUCAAAAGCCUGCAUAUACCUGUGUCUUCAUCUGAAUUCAAAGACACUCGGAUGUUGGGACUUUUAAAGUGAUAACUUGAUAGAUAAUUUCCUAAGGCAAUCUCGAUGGCUAGGGUCAGUGCAGACAGAAAGAAUACAUGCAGUCAUGUGUACAGUACAUAUUACAUAUAGUAUAACAGAACAUUUCUGCCCCAGACAUGGGCUCUCAGAUAUUUAUGCAUGGUAAUUUUUUGAACUGGUUGCUGUUGCUACUGACUCUUGAGUGCCCUUCUGCUGCUACUUAUUCUGAUGUAUCUAACCUGGGCAGUAACUCAACAACUCCACCUGACCAUCACAAUGCUGAGGGCUCUCCUCAGGAUGAGAGACUGGAUAUUUUUACAGUGGAUUAUAACUAUGUGCAAAUUCCCUAUGAAGUUACACUUUGGAUACUUCUUGCAUCCCUUGCAAAAAUAGGUUUCCAUCUCUACCACCGACUGCCAAACCUCAUGCCGGAAAGCUGCCUUCUGAUAGUUAUUGGGGCACUAGUCGGAGCAAUCAUUUUUGGCACGGAUCACAAAUCCCCACCAGCAAUGACUACAAACAUUUACUUCCUGUAUCUCCUCCCACCCAUUGUCCUUGAGGAGGGGUACUUUAUGCCCACUCGCCCCUUUUUUGAAAAUUUUGGGUCCAUUCUAUGGUGGUCUGUCCUGGGAUCCCUCCUGAAUGCAUUUGGCAUCGGACUCUCUCUCUAUGGGAUCUGCCAGAUCGAAGCCUUUGAUCUCACUGACAUUAACCUGCUGCAGAACUUGCUCUUUGGCAGCAUGAUUUCAGCUGUGGAUCCCGUGGCAGCGCUGGCUGUUUUUGAAGAGGCCUCCGUUAAUGAGCAGCUUUACAUGAUGAUAUUUGGAGAGUCUUUGCUAAAUGAUGGAAUAACUGUGGUUUUAUAUAAUAUAUUCAUCGCCUUCACCCAGAUGCACAGAUAUGAAGAGAUUGAAACUGUUGACAUUCUUGCUGGAUUUGCUCGUUUCUUUGUAGUGGGGCUAGGAGGAGUGCUGUUUGGCAUCGUGUUUGGAUUUGUUUCCGCAUUCAUGACCCGAUUUACGCAAAACAUUUCUGCCAUCGAACCACUGCUUGUCUUCAUGUUCAGUUAUUUGUCCUAUUUGUCUGCUGAAACCCUCUACAUCUCAGGCAUUCUAGCGAUGACAGCGUGUGCAGUGACUAUGAAAAAAUAUGUGGAGGAGAAUGUUUCCCAGAAUUCCUACACAACGAUAAAGUAUUUCAUGAAGAUGCUGAGCAGUGUCAGCGAGACCCUGAUUUUCGUGUUCAUGGGAGUCUCCACAGUUGGAAGGAACCAUGAGUGGAACUGGGCCUUCGUUUCCUUCACUCUGCUCUUCUGUGUGGUGUGGCGGGUUCUAAGUGUGUUUGGUCUCUUUUAUGUCACCAACAAAUUUCGGACUUACCCUUUCACCAUCAAAGACCAGCUCAUUAUUGCCUACAGUGGCUUUCGAGGAGCCAGUAGUUUCUCUCUUGCAUUUUUGCUUCCUUUGUAUCUCUUCCCUAGAAAGAACAUGUUCAUUACGGCUACCCUUGUGGUUAUAUAUUUCACUGUGUUCAUUCAGGGAAUCACAAUAGGUCCACUGGUCAAAUAUCUAGAUGUUAAAAAGACCAGCAAGAAGGAGUCCAUCAAUGAAGAGAUUCAUGUACGAAUGAUGGACCACUUGAAGGCUGGAGUUGAAGAUAUAUGUGGGCACUGGAGUCACUCUCAACUGAGAGACAAAUUUAAAAAGUUUGACAAUAAAUAUCUAAAGAAAAUCCUGCUGCGGAAGAAACAACCCAAAUCCAGCAUUGUAUCUCUGUACAAGAAACUGGAAAUUAAACAGGCCAUUGAGAUGGCAGAAAGUGGGAUGAUAAGUUCAGCUGCAUCUACAGCUUCUCUCCAGAGCUAUAGAAAUCACAGAAUGCAUAGGCUUUCCCCUGCAGAGGUGGAGUCCAUGCAGGACAUGCUGGCGCAUGGUCUGUAUCAAGUACGACAAAGGACACCGUCUUAUAACAGGCACAACCUGCCAACAGAAACAAGUGAGAAACAGGCAAAAGAAAUUCUCAUCCGUCGCCAGCACAGCCUGAGGCAGAAUGUCUGGAAAGGAAACAGCUUACCUUGGGGGAAACCGGCUAGCACCACAAAUGUGCGUUUCCUCUCUUUACCCUAUGGUACUCGCUAUCCAGAUAGACAACAAAAAGCAAGGCAUGAUGCUUUUACAGGUGAUAGCAGCAGUUCUCAUUCAGUGGUCUCCCGAACGCUCAGUUCACAGCUGCGAGCAUGUUCUGUUGGAGCAAACUCUCGGCAGCAGGAGAUGGUGCCAAUGGAACUGUUAGAGAAAAGAGAGAAACUGUCAGAUUUUGAAGGCCAGAGAGGAAGCCUACACAGGAAGGAUCAAACUUCUAGAAUAAGAAGACCAGCUUUAAUGCCUAAGCCUAGGUUUGAGGCAGUGUUUGAAGAAGAUAUAAAGGGUUAUCAAUCAGAGGAGGAAGGAGCAGCAAGACCAUCCAUCAAAUGGGCAGCAGAGAAAAAAAAUGUGAGACAUUUCCACAAGGCCCCAACCUCCCCAUUCUGGAGAAAAUAGCAACGUUCUUAUGUAAUAAGUGUUCAUUUUGGGACCUUUGAACUAAAUCUGAUCCCAGUUCCAAGCACAGUGCAAAAGGUUCUUAGAAGUUCUGCAGGGAAUCAAAUGCUUGAAUACUCAGAUCAAGCUAAUUUUGCCUCAAGCCCCUGAUGGUAAAUGACUACAGAAUCUGCUGGAAAAGGGUUGUAUGUUAACGUAAAUUAUUGUAAAUAUCCAGACGCAUGUUAUCUCACCGAUGGUAUCACAUAAUUCUGUCUUCUCUAAUACGGCUAUGAACCAAUACAGCACUCAAGCAUGUGCUUCGGUUGAGCUCAUGAGAAAUCCCAUUGACUUCACAUGCUUAAAGUUAAGCACAGGAUGACAUUCUUUCCUGGAUGGGGGCCUAUAUGGCUGUGUCUAGACUGGCAAGUUUUUCCGCAAAAGCACCUGCUUUUGCGGAAAA